UCGCUUCUCGUGGCCCAAAUUUUUGGGAACUCGGGCACCCGUUUUUCCCUUUGCUGCUUUCUCCCAGCUCCAAAUUGCCAUUAAGCAAGGUAGUCUUUCAGCAAACGCUAGACUCGCGUGACGCUGUCACGGCGAGAACAAAACAUUCAAGUUUAACUGAGAAGAUACUCGGAAUACACCUAUUUUCAUUCCCGCAGUUUCAGCCAAGUUUCGCUGAAUUGUAAUUUACUUGGACCGACUGCGCGAUCGCAAUGUCGGCAAACUCUCCAUUCAGGUCACUCUCCGUCCAAAAGCUACAAGAUGAGUUACGGUUUCGAAAGUUGCCCAUAGGAGGGACGAAAAGUGUGCUAGUUGCGCGGUUGGAAGAAUACGAGGGACAACUAAAUGCGGAUACAGCAUCAGAGGAUGACUCGGAUAGAAAUGCAAGUAACGGCGCUGCGAUAAAUCCUGAAGUGGCUGGAGAUGCUAUUGAAGCUCGUCGAAGAGAGCUUGCAAAACAACGAGUUGGAAUAUCCAUAUGGAACUCGCCGCUAGUAAUCCUUAAAUACCUGAUAUUAUAUAUAAGCGAUAGCCUCGUUCUGGGAUUGCAGACCAUGGUCGCACACGUAUGGGUCGUGGUAGCAAUGUUGUGUCUGUUGGUGGCGGGGGUAGCAGUAUACCUUGCAGAGGGGCCACAUCAAGGGACUGUUGCGGUAUUGGAAUCUCAAGUCUUGUGGUACGGGUGGUGGUUAGUGUUGGGAAUCGCCUCAUCUAUUGGACUGGGAACUGGAUUGCACACAUUCGUCCUUUUCUUGGGUCCUCACAUUGCCCAUGUUACUUUAACGGCAUACCAAUGCCACAGUCUAGACUUUGAAACUCGAGGGCCAGAUAGUUUUAUUUGCGAGCCAUCGGUUGGUCAAGCCGCCACUGCCGCUGUCACUGUAUGGCAAAUUGCAAAAAAGGUUCGAUUGGAGAGCUUUUUCUGGGGGUUGGGAACGUCGAUCGGAGAGUUGCCUCCAUAUUUUGUUGCAAGAGCCGCAGCCGCAGCGGGACGUGACGAUCAAGGAUUUGCCAGUAUUGAGGGCCUUCUGGCAAGACCAAAAUCCGAACGGACAGUUGGGGAGCGUGUACAAGUGGCCAUGUACAAUCUGAUGCAAUCGUUAGGCUUCUUUGGCAUCCUGCUUUGCGCGUCGAUUCCGAACCCCUUAUUUGAUCUCGCGGGCAUUGUUUGCGGGCAUUUUGGAGUUCCGUUCAUGACAUUUUUUGGCGCAACGUUCCUGGGGAAAGCAGUCUUCAAAAGUAGCAUACAGACGAUAUCCGUAAUUUUAAUGCUUUCGGAAGACAUUUUGGCCUUCAUAUUGACGGAGCUUCAAUCUUAUGCACCUACAUUACAUGACUUCGUGCAAAAGCUCCUGGACGAGCAAGUAAAACGAUACCAGAAACGGCCAGAUGGCGCUCAUGAAUUGAAGCCUUCCAAAUCCAAUUAUCUUGGCGCUCUAUGGAACGCCCUUCUAGUCUGCAUGAUUGGUUAUUUUAUUGCAUCCCUAUUAGAAUCUUUGGCGAUUGCCCAAAUGAAGAAGGAGCAUGAGCGAGAGCUGCAGCGACUACAAAAACGGGCUCUGAAAGAGCACCGAAAACAAGUACAAACAAAUACAGAGUCGGCUACUAAACUGGAAUAAAUGCAUCAGUUUGAAAGAAAGGAGUGAGAAGUUUUACCACAUAGAGGAGGGGUUUGGAUUGUAGCGGAGGCACCUAGUGCGCUGAGGUUUAUUUUGUUUACUUUAUUCUCGUUUACAACCGCAAUUAUCGAUCUCGUUUCAUUGUGAAUAUAUAGACUAGCCCAUUCAUGGGUAUACAAGGAAA
Molecule: messenger RNA, 1842 nt
Organism: Spizellomyces punctatus DAOM BR117
Lineage: Eukaryota; Fungi; Chytridiomycota; Chytridiomycetes; Spizellomycetales; Spizellomycetaceae
Exons: 9
Coding region: 252-1658 (468 amino acids)
Source: RefSeq, a predicted model, not a curated record